AUGGAGGAGGCCAGGCUCAGAGGAGAUGAGGAGCUUUACAUUCAACAAGCCGUUGUGUUUGUGGAAGAUGCCAUUCAGUACCGCUCCAUUAACCACCGCGUGGACUCGCGGUCGCUCCGUUUGUACCGAUGCUACUACUCCAACAUCUGCCAAUGGGGUCUGGGCCUCACCAUCGCCGUGGUCUUACUUUUGGCCUUUGUAGAGCGUCCCUCGUCUCUGUCGGCCUCCUCCGACCCGCGACACCGCUUCCCCCCCUGGCAGCCCCCCUGCGGCUUCACUGAGGCAAUCGAGAUGACCUGCCUGCUGAUCUUCAUCCUGGACCUGGUCACCAAGAUUGGAGGACCGCUGACCUACACCAGGCUGAACCGGACCAUGCCUGUUCUGCAGGUCUACUUCGAUGUGGACCAAGAGCUUCAACCUCACUAUCGCCAGAAAUUCAAUGAAUGGCCUGAUGAAUUCUUUGAAGACCGAUAA
Molecule: messenger RNA, 474 nt
Organism: Knipowitschia caucasica
Lineage: Eukaryota; Metazoa; Chordata; Actinopteri; Gobiiformes; Gobiidae
Source: the annotation of a GenBank genome assembly